This is a messenger RNA of Pteronotus mesoamericanus, 1529 nucleotides long. RefSeq names its product canopy FGF signaling regulator 3 (gene CNPY3). NCBI's taxonomy places the organism in Eukaryota, Metazoa, Chordata, Mammalia, Chiroptera, Mormoopidae. The coding region runs from base 119 to 955 and encodes 278 amino acids. The record is from RefSeq and is a predicted model, not a curated record. The transcript has 6 exons.
CUCGCUGGUGCCCGGGUUAAGCCGAGGCACGUGUGCAGUCCCGGAAGCGGCUCCGAGAAGCCACCCUGCACGCGCAGCCGUGGGAAUCGCAGCCCUCCGGGUCGGGUCCAGCUGGACCAUGGAACCAUUGCUUGAGCCCGCCCCCCAGCCUGGGACCCGCUGGCUUCGGCUUCUGCUUCUCCCCCUGCUGCUGCAACUGUCCAUCCCGGAGCUGGGCCCGAGCCAGGCCCAAGCCGAGGAGACCGACUGGGUUCGCCUGCCCAGCAAAUGCGAAGUGUGUAAAUACGUCGCUGUGGAGCUGAAGUCAGCCUUUGAGGAAACUGGCAAGACCAAGGAGGUCAUUGACACAGGCUAUGGCAUCCUGGAUCGAAAGGCUUCCGGCGUCAAAUACACCAAGUCGGACUUGCGAUUAAUCGAAGUCACUGAGACCAUUUGCAAACGGCUCCUGGACUACAGCCUACACAAGGAGCGGACUGGCAGCAACCGGUUUGCCAAGGGCAUGUCAGAGACUUUUGAGACCCUACACAACCUGGUACACAAGGGGGUCAAGGUGGUGAUGGACAUCCCCUAUGAGCUGUGGAACGAGACCUCUGCAGAAGUGGCUGACCUCAAGAAGCAGUGCGACGUGCUGGUGGAAGAGUUUGAGGAGGUGAUUGAGGACUGGUACAGAAACCACCAGGAGGAAGACCUGACCCAAUUCCUCUGCGCCAACCAUGUGUUAAAGGGCAAGGACACCAGUUGCCUAGCAGAGAAGUGGUCUGGCAAGAAGGGCGACACAGCCACCCUGGGAGGAAAGAAGUCCAAGAAGAAGAGCAACAGGGCCAAGGCAUCUGGGGGCGGCAGCAGCAAACAGAGGAAGGAGCUGGGUGACCUUGAGGAAGAUCCCAGCCCCGAGGAGGAUGAGGGCAUCCAGAAGGCGUCUCCCCUCACACACAGCCCCCCCGAUGAGCUUUGAGCCUAACCCAGCAUCCCCUGAACCAAGGCCCCUGGCGUGGGAGUUGAAGACUCCGGGGGCCUGGCUCUGGCAGGCGAAGACAGACCAUCCGGCCUCCGGUCCUCCCUGCUCCGCUAUGUCUUCUUCUCGUCGGGGAAAGACACAACCCUGGGAAGAACUCGUAUCAGCUGCCGUCAGCCCGCGCCAGCCUUUUCUCUCUGGCAAGCAUUUCUGUCCUGUCAAGGCUUCAGGCAGGCCGUGCGAUUUCAGGACUGCUGGGGACUCCAGAGUGAAUUCAGGGGGGGCGGGUGUUGCUGGGUCCCAGGACUGGAGCCCUCUGGAGCCUGAGGGGAGGGCACACCUGGCCUUCAUCUCCCCUCACUCCUGCCCCCGCAGGCAGACAAGACUACAGGCCCCAGCUCCUCCUCUCUGCUCACCCUCCUGUGGACACCUUGUGCUCUGCCUGAUCCUCCCCAGGGUUCACAGAGUAAAAACCUUUUGGCCUUUUUUGUUCUGAUUUCUGAGUCACCUUCAGCCCCUCACAGGGGCCUGGAGUCCCCUGUUGCUCUUCUCUGCCCCUCACCUUCCAAGCCUU